Zerene cesonia (dogface butterfly) is the source of this 3381-nucleotide messenger RNA. It is a transcript of the gene slv, whose product is annotated as sugar transporter SWEET1. Lineage: Eukaryota; Metazoa; Arthropoda; Insecta; Lepidoptera; Pieridae. The record is from RefSeq and is a predicted model, not a curated record. Gene Ontology annotation, biological process: carbohydrate transport. The coding region runs from base 142 to 801 and encodes 219 amino acids. Gene Ontology annotation, molecular function: sugar transmembrane transporter activity. The transcript has 5 exons. Gene Ontology annotation, cellular component: membrane.
AUUGAGUGCUGGCGUAUUGUCAAAAAUCAAAAUAUUUUCCUCGAUGCCAUUUGGAAUUAAUAUAUUUUCUCUUCACAAAUAUAGACGAAGACGUCUUCACACGUCUUGGUAAAAGGGAGACAGAAAUAAUAAUAAUUAGUCAUGUAUUUAUCCGACAUAAAAGAAAUUAUAGAGAGCCUGGCUGUUGUAACUACUAUUUGUCAAUUUUUAUCGGGCAUCUUGGUAUGCAAGCAAUAUAUUGCUAAUCGCACUACCGGAGAAGCUUCACCAUUGCCGUUCACUUGUGGCAUGUUCUCAUGUAGCCUAUGGCUUUUAUAUGGACUUACAAAGGAUGAUGGGAAUAUGAUACUAGUCAAUUUAGUUGGAGUUAUACUUAUGGUCUCAUACACAACUGUGUUUUAUAUAUAUACUUUUAAGAAGUCCUUAGUUUUGCGGCAGGCAUAUACAGCGAUAGGAUUCUGUAUUUUUGCUGUUGGCUAUGUUAAUGUUGAAGAGGAUAAUGAAGUAUUAUUAAGUCGUCUUGGUCUCAGUGCUUGUACAUUGACUUUAUUAACUGUUGCUUCACCAAUGAGCAAACUGAUGUAUGUAAUAAGAACAAAAAGCACUGAAUGCUUACCAUUUCCCAUGAUAUUGAUGUCAUUUCUGGUGUCAAGUUUGUGGUUCUUCUAUGGUAUUAUUGAAGAAGAUGUCUAUCUUACUAUUCCAAAUUUUAUUGGUGCUGCUCUGGCAUUGGCACAACUGUCGCUGUUUAUAUUAUAUCCGAGCAAGCCAUCAUCACCUCUAUUACCAAGGUCAACUUAAGCCUAAAUACAUAAGUAUUAUAUUGCUAUGUACCUACAUAUGUGUAGAGUUAACCAUAUUUUAGAUAGUAGUUUAGUUUUGGAUCAAAUCCAUUGAAAACCAAGUGUGAGUUAGUUUAAAAUUCUGUCAAUGUACAAAUAAUUAUUUUUAUGUAAUAUUUUGAUUUGAUUUGAAUCGUAUUUGUUUAUUUUCACAUAUGACAUUUUAAUCUCCAUGACAUUUAUGUUACAUUAAAAAGAGGCAUUUGUGUUUAAUAUUAUUAAAAUAUUAUGCCGUGUAUAAUAUUUUAUUGAAUUUAGUUAUAUCAUAGAUAAAAGGCCGAUAUUGUAUUUUUUAUACAAAAUUGUAUGAUUUUUUUUACUUUGUGUUGAAUUUGUCAAGAAAGAGUUGGUACUGUGAUCCCCUCGAAGACAGACAGGGAAAUAGAAUCUGUAGUGUUGUGUAUUCCUACCUAUACUAAUUUUAUAAAAUUGCAUUUAUUCAUUAUCUUAUAUCAAAUAUGGGUAAUAUCAAACGUGACAUUUAAGGCUAUAAUAGAUUCAUUGAUAAAGAUUAUGUUUCAAAAUGUAAAAGAUAAGGUACAGUACAAAUCCAUGUUUAAACAUUAUUUGUUUUGUUAAAAAAUAUGUUUCGAUAAUUCUUAAUUAGUUUUAUAUGUAAUAUCUAAAACGCCUCAUGUUUAAAUUAAGUGCAAAUACAUGAUACAUUAAGUGAUAAAAGUAUAAUGUGUAUUAGAAUAGAUAUUUAUGCUAAAUUCUAUUUUUUAUAUGAUGUGGUUAUCAAAACGGAUAACAAUUGGUAUCAUUAAUGUAUUAAAUGUGUAGAUAGAGAGUUGUUAUAUUCAACAACAUUUUUGCUCGAAAUUGCCGCUAAGUCAGGCACGGCUGGUCGGCUUAAACGAAUAGAGUGAUCAACACUCCCAAAACUCAAUGGUUUCAAAGAGAUUUUAGAUUCUUUCUUAUGUUUUAAAAAUCAGUCGCUUGCGGCCAAAUUGUCUUGUAAGUUCUAAUCACUUCAACAUAUAACAUAAUAAACAUAUACAAAUCAGCACAUAUAUGAUAACAAUGUUUUACAAAAAAAAACCGCCUGCAAAUCCUCCACACCAAAUUAAAAUGGGGCCACACGGGUCCCCAGCUUUCAAAUAAUAAGAGAAUCAUCGAAAUCAAUUGACCCAGUCGAAAGUUUUUAGGUAACAAAGUCAAAAAAUAAAGAUAGGCGAAUUAAAUAAUCUCCUUUUUUAGAAGUCGUUUGAAAUUAUAAUAUUAAUAAGAAAACUAAUUAGUAAUUAACAACUUAGAAAUAGUAAUCAUUUUGAAAGAUUAUAUGGGUUAGCCUGACCAGUAGCAGUAUCUCCGCCGAUGUGGGAAAGGAUCCCAUAUGUUUAUUAUUAAUUCGGAAAACAGUAUUGUGAAUAAAAAACUGCGCCUUUCGAACACAUUCCAUCAAAAUAUGUUGUGCAUCUUUCUCAAUACGACAGUUCUUUAACAGAGGAGAAUUUAUACUUUAUUUAAAACCCUUUAUGUAAUUUGAAUUAUUCCGCCAUUAUGAACAUACAUCAAUAGGGUAAAUUUGAUCUAAAACAUAGGUAUAACAAAUUUUAAUAUUUUUUAUGAUGAUGCUGAGGCUUGUUGAUCGUAUUCUAGUCUCAUCAGUAUUGUUCAAAUAGUUACCUGAAGCUAUUUCCUCUAGAAAUCUUUUAAAAGCAUUAACUUGACCUUUCACAUAUUAUGAGUAAGAGUUACCUUUAUAAUAUACAAGAUUGUUUAUUAUGGAACUACAAUAGCUAGGUUGACGCGCCCGCGCCGCGAACUCUCUCGAAUCACCGAUCUCGGCACUGAGUACGCAAAACGCGCGCACAUACGUACGUGUUGUGCUUUGAAAUAAGAUUGCACCAUUGAUUAAAAAAUCUAUCGAUUGGACAAAAAACUAAAUCACUAUAAAGUUGAUGUUUUUUGGAAUUUGAAUAUUUGAUGCUGUUCUUUGGAAUUUGAAUUUGUAUAUUUUGAAAAAAAAUUAGAAUUGCUUAUAGCCUAGUUAAAUUUCGUUUUGUGUUAUCUAACCACCUACAAAUUACAUUUUUAUUCUCGUUGAAAUAGCUUCAGGAUACUGUUCUAUAAGUAUUUUCUGUGUGUCGAUGUUGUAGCUGCAUCUAGAUGACUAUAGUAAAUUUAUUUUUAUAAAGUAACAUUUUAAACAAAGAAAUUAGUCAAAGCUCUCCAUAUUAUGUCUAUGUAAUUGUAUUGCUCAUAGAAUAUAAGUAAUGUUGAUCUCUCCAUCCGCUGAUAUGUACUGCGUUUCUUGUAUGAACUACUAUUAACAAUAAUGAACGAGAACGAUUAAAUUACAUAUUAUAGCUCCUAUGUGGUUUCAACUUUUUUUGUUUUUUGGCCUUUAUUUUUUAUUGUAUUCUCCUUUAUGUUUUAUUGUGUUAUGUUUGAUUUUAAUGUUAAUAUUUAAUAUUAUUUGGACAUUCGUAUUAAAAACGACUAUUGUUAGUUAGGAAACUAAUACAAUUUAGAAGUAUUGUCAUGUGUAACCAGCAUUUUUCGAGUGGACGAAAUAAAAUAAGCCAAGAAACUA